ACGGAAAUUGUAAACAAAUAUUCGAAUAUUAUUAUGGGAAAAAUGAAGGCAUUAGGGCCAUCCCUGACUCUCUUUGCGCUCUCUUCAAUCUCUCUCUCUCUCCGUUCUCUUUCAGGGCAAGAUACUGGUCGCGGCCUCUCACCAUUUGCUCCUCUGAGUUCCGCUUCAUUCCGAGCAUCCUCUUCUUCCAGGGAAUAUAACAACUGAUGGAGUCCGUUUCUAGGUCCAGUAAGGUUUUUGAAGACGAUGACGAUGACGAGGAGUUCGGCAAGAGAGAAGGGUCUUUUCACAAAGAGUUGACUUUAACGAUUGAUGGGAGGAGUAUUGAUCAAACGGCUAGCGCACCACGUUCAAAGCAUUCUGCCACAGAGCAAAGGCGCAGAAGCAAAAUAAAUGAUAGUAAGUUUUACUUUUGUUGCUCCUAUGGGUUUGGAAUCAUCUUCACCUAUUCACUAUUUCAAGUACUGAGAGGACUACUGCCAAAUAGUGAACAGAAAAGAGAUAAAGCAUCGUUUCUUCUUGAGGUCAUUGAAUAUAUCCGGUUCUUGCAUGAGAAGGUACAAAAGUACGAGUCAAUUUACCCUGGAUGGAUUGAUGAAAAUACCAAAUUGUUGGCCUGGAACAAUCACCAAGAUUCUGGUGAUAACAUAGGUGAUGCAUCAAUCAUCAAGAAUGGCUCUGCUCCUGGAUUUGUCUUAUCUGAAGCUGACAACUUGGCUUCCCAUUUUCAAUGGAUGAGAGCAUCAAACCCGGGAGAUUGUGCCAUUAGCAAUGACAUGCUAGAUGAACUAACAAUUGAUGAAGGAACAAUUAGCGUGUCCUGUGCAUAUUCUCAAGGGCUUUUGAAUAAUUUAAGCGAAGCGUUACAGAACUCUGGUAUAGACCUUUCACGGGCAAGCGUAUCUGUGCAAAUUAAUUUGGGGAGGAAAUCAGGUGGUAGGAGUUCUAAGCCUUCCUUAAGUUCUAAGCUCGGGUGGAGAUAUUACUGUUUUAGCACAUUAUAUCAAGGUGCUUGCCUCCUCGCCUGGGCAUUCAGGCAAAAGCACUCAGAAUGCUAUUGUUAACAAUGGCUCAUUCUCAAGUUAAACCAAAUAAGGCUUCGUUUUUUACGGAUUUUUUUUAUGCUCUUAAUACAUAAAUUAAAAUUUUUGUAUAGAAGGUUGCUUUAAGAAGCAACAAGAAAGCUAUCUCAAAUGAAGCUUAAAUAUACGCACUGACAAUGCUAGUACUUUUUAACACAA
Messenger RNA from Dendrobium catenatum, 1241 nucleotides. RefSeq names its product transcription factor BIM2. The record is from RefSeq and is a predicted model, not a curated record. The transcript has 11 exons. Bases 207 to 1064 code for a protein of 285 amino acids. Lineage: Eukaryota; Viridiplantae; Streptophyta; Magnoliopsida; Asparagales; Orchidaceae. Gene Ontology annotation, biological process: DNA-templated transcription. Gene Ontology annotation, molecular function: protein dimerization activity; DNA-binding transcription factor activity.